This is a messenger RNA of Patiria miniata (bat star), 4278 nucleotides long. Its product is annotated as dual 3',5'-cyclic-AMP and -GMP phosphodiesterase 11A-like. The record is from RefSeq and is a predicted model, not a curated record. The coding region runs from base 840 to 3722 and encodes 960 amino acids. NCBI's taxonomy places the organism in Eukaryota, Metazoa, Echinodermata, Asteroidea, Valvatida, Asterinidae. Gene Ontology annotation, biological process: signal transduction. The transcript has 17 exons. Gene Ontology annotation, molecular function: 3',5'-cyclic-nucleotide phosphodiesterase activity; protein binding.
AGGCCUACGUGUUGGUGUCACGUCAUCAUCGUGGGAGCGAGCACGUCUCCAUGCAUCGCUCAUCCACUCACCUGUAAUGUGUAUUUAUUCGCUUCUCUGCCACCUCACCGAGAGAGAGUGAGAGAUACACACGGGCAAGGGAAAAAAGCGGUCGGUAAGUCGUACGACACGACCAAGUUAAUGGAUAGAGUGGAGAUGACAGCACCGAGUAGCUACGACAUGAUGACGGUGUGAGGCAAGUCCACAGGGAGAGGAAACAACGCCACUAUAUCACGUCACUGGAUUGGCGGUGUGUGUAGAUGCAAGCACAUCCGCUGUCUCUGUAGCCACGGGCGAAUCGACCACGCAACAUUAUCAUUUUAUGGGUUGCGGCUUGCUCGGCUCGCCGCGUGCUCCAGCCUCAGACCGUAUAAACUCCGAUCCAUCAGUACCGAUGCUAACGAGUCUUUUCCCCUGGAAGAUAUAGGAAGACUAUAGACCGUGCUGCUGGCCCAUCGUGCUACAUCCCACUCCCAUCACGGCAACGGAUAACACUAUGCUUUGGGCUCGUCCGUCAUCGGGUCGCCGCUAGCCAGCGCUGUUCUGAUUAUAAUCCGCAUUUUUUUUCGAUAUUAAAAUAUGUUUUUCGCGUGAGGAACAAGUUAGAGUGUGCAUCCACAGGUUGGUUGUUUCAGGAAAAUACAUGGGAUCAGUGUAGGAACACCUAUCGUCAUUGUUGAUAUGGUAAGGUUUUAGGCUGCUUUGGUGAGCGGUUAUCGGAUUCUGUGUGAUACUUUUUUCCCCUUCAAAAGAAACGAUCUGUCUUCUGUCAAAAUAUUUCAGGCACACGCUGAAUUUUGAUGAGCGCAUACCGUUGUCUCGACGUGCCCGUUCAUUUUCUGCGCACCGCGUGGACAGGAUUACUCUGGCUGGUCUAUGGUACCGAGGAAGAAGACGAGGAAGAAACAGUGAACAGCAUGUCUGCUACGUCGCCGACACCCAAGCAGGUCGAAGUCUGGCUCCAGGAGAACCAGGAGUGGUUCGAGGACUAUUUUCUGAAGAACGGUUCCAAGAAGUUGGUCCAGCGGUGGAUCGAGUCCCACAAGGGGGAGAUGAUCGGAUCGGGGCCCAAUAACUUCGGAUUGAAGCCGGCCCUGUCGCCCUCCACGCAGCGGCGGGUCACUUACGCACAGCUCAGCAACAGCAAAAGCCGCACCAACUCUCAGAGCGACGAGAAGACGGAUAAUAACAACGAGGAGGCGAAUCCCAUCAGGCCUCGGUCCGGCUCCAGACAAUACCUGAGACAGGACUUCGCCAAGGCCAGGUCGAGGACGUUAUUUAAUACCUGGGCCUCUCCUUCUCCGGCUUGCACAGAUAACGACGAUCCGGACCAGGACUCAGGACCAACCUCACCCAGGGAUCCAAGCAACUGCAGACGGGGUCAGCUGAGACGGGCUUCCACGGUCCCGCCCGAGAGACACUCCAUCAGUAUGCUCAGCCUGCUGCUUGAGCCAAAGGUGCGGCUCCCUCACCGGACCAGCAUCACAAACGAGGCCAAGCUAGAGCUGCGCUCCACCGACGAGAGGCAGUUCUUCCUGGCCUUGGUCAAGGACAUCUCCCAGGACCUGAACCUGGACAGCCUUCGCGAGAAGAUCAGCACCAACGUCGGCAUCUUGGUCAACAGCGAGCGGACUUCCCUGUUCCUCCUGGAAGGACCGAAAGGCAGGGAGAUGCUGGUCAGCAAGCCCCACAGGUUCGCCUCAGAGAUUCGGGAGAGUAAUAAUGGGAGUAAAGGAAUCUCCCAGUGGCAGGAGAGAGGAGUUAUGCUGUCCCCAGGGGAGGGGUUUGUGGGACGAGUGGCAGAGACUGGACAGACACUAAGGAUCGAGUCGCCUGGAGAGGUGCCCAAAGACGUCGAGACGCUGAUUGGUCUACAAGUUCGGUCCGUGUUGUGUCUGCCAAUCAGGAACAGCGAUGAUGACAUCAUCGGUGUGUGUCAGGUCACCAACAAGGUCUCGGGGUCAAGGUUCACCGAGCACGAUGAAAAGUUGAUAGAAACAUACCUGACCUUCUGUGGGAUAGGAAUCAACAACGCCCAACUUUUUGAUACGUAUAUGAAGGAAUAUGACAGGAACAGGAAACUUCUGGAGGUUGCGCACGACUUGUUUGAGGAGCAAACGUGCCUGGACAAUGUGGUGCAGAAGAUCAUGCAGCGCGCCCAGUCGCUGCUCAAGUGCGAGCGAUGUUCCGUCAUGUUAGUGAAAGACCCAACCGCUGAGACCAUAACCUUCUCCAAAGUCUUUGAUCUACCCUCCACCCUGCACAACGGGCACAGCAACAACCCCGUGUGCUGCACGGGUGACGUCAAGCUCUCCAACGGCAUCAUCGAGCACGUGGCCUCCACGGGUGACACGCUGAACAUCUACGAUGCUCAGAACGACCCUCGGUUUGACAAGGAGCUGGACAAGGCCACAGGAUUCCACACACGGUCCAUACUUUGCAUGCCCGUCAGAGACAACAAGUACCAAAUCAUUGGUGUGGCUCAGAUUCUGAAUCGAACAGAUGGCUUCCCUUUUGACGAAAAUGAUGAACAGCUGUUUGAGGCCUUCACGAUAUUCUGUGGACUAGGAAUCAACAACACAUUGAUGUACAAUGAGGUGGAAAAGGCAAUGGCACGUCAGAAAGUGGCCCUGGAGGUGCUGUCAUACCACGCAUGCAGCACAUCACAAGAGGUUGAUGUCUUAAAGAUUUCCCGGCUGCCGCAGAUCCAAGCCUUGGGAAUGACAAGAUUCGAUUUUGAUGACUUCAAGUUGGACGCUGAUGAGAUGGUCAAAGCGUCGCUCAGAUUAUACAUGGACCUUGGACUGCUGCAGAAAUUCAAGAUUGAUCCCGAGGCGAUGACUCGAUUCCUGUUGACAGUUAGGAAGAACUACCGACCCGUUGCCUAUCACAACUUCAGACAUGCCUUCAACGUGCAGCAAGCGAUGUUUGCUGUACUACAGAAUACAAGUGUUGUUCACUACCUGACUGAGCCAGAACAGCUCUCCUUAUUGGUCGGUUGCUUGUGUCACGACUUGGACCAUCGAGGCACCAACAAUGCUUUCCAGGAAAAGAGUCAGUCACCGUUGUCUCAGUUGUAUGGUUCCAAGGCUACCAUGGAAUAUCAUCACUUCAAUCACACAGUCAUGAUCCUCAGUAGUCAGGGUCACAACAUCUUUGGCAAUAUGCCAGCUGAGCAGUACAGCGAGGUCAUGAAUGUCUUAAAGCAUGCCAUCUUGGCCACAGACUUAGCAUUACACUUCAAGGUGAGAAGUCAGUUCUUCGACUUGGUCCGGGGUGGCAGGCAGAAUUGGCGGACCUCCCAGCACAAGGAAUUGCUCAGAGGAAUGUUGAUGACAGCCUGUGACGUCGCUGCAAGCACCAAGCCAUGGAGGAUACAACACAAGAUCGCAGAGCUGGUGACAAGUGAGUUCUUUGACCAGGGAGACAAGGAGCGCAAUGAACUCAAGAUUGAGCCCACGACAAUGUUUGACAGGAAUCGGAAGGACGAGUUACCGCAAAUGCAACUCGGCUUCAUUGACGGAGUCUGCCUGCCACUCUAUGAGUCACUAGUUAAAGUCUCGCCCAUGUUCACCACUAUGCUCGAGGGCGUCCGCUCCAACCGUAAGCGAUGGAACGAACUCAACGAACAGCGCAAGAGAAAGAAGAGCACGUCAGAGAUCAGUAAACUCAACAUCUGCUGAUUAAAAUAUUCAAGAACAGAAGCAUUUUGUUGUUGGUUCCUGUCAUAUGCACUCAACGAAGGGGAUCUGGACUUACGAAGCAAGAACGCACUGGCCUAACGAAUCUGUGCAUAAGUACCCCCUCAACUGUCAGAAAGGGAGAGUUGGGGAGACCAUUAGGAGGGAGCUUCAAACGCAUGACCAUUGCGCGUGAUCUCACGCAAAGACACCACGGGUUUGUACAGUUUCAGGAUAGAUUUAGUCGUGCGUACUUUGCACCAUUUGUGUGGGAUCGUGCACAUAAGCAGUACAUGUAUUCCCUCCUUCUGAAGCUCUUGAAAGUGAUCACAAAGCCUCAUCUACUGUUGUUGCACAGAGUCCAAUGAUGAACUUUACUUGCUGAUUUUCUGCUAAAAUGGAUUUCUUGUCUCACCAAAGUUUAACCCAUUAUUUCGGCACGUGUGGUCUAGCGGUAGGGCACAGGAUUCAUGAUCGUGAGGUUGUGGGUUUGAACCCCACCGUGGCCAUGCGUGUUGUGCCCUUGAGUAAGGCGCUUUACCUCAAUUACUCCUCUUAA